AUGUCUGUGAUGUUCCUUGAUCAAAUCAUAACCAUGGCUCUAGCAUUACGUCCUGAAAUCAAAGAAGCAGUCUGCUAUAACGCCGUAUCCCACAACGCCCUGAAAACACAGCAAGAUAACGCCGUAUCCCACAACGCCCUGAAAACACAGCAAGAUAACGCCGUAUCCCACAACGCCCUGAAAACACAGCAAAAUAACGCCGUAUCCCACAACGCCCUGAAAACACAGCAAGAUAACACCGUAUCCCACAACGCUCUGAAAACACAGCAAGAUAACGCCGUAUCCCACAACGCCCUGAAAACACAGCAAGAUAACGCCGUAUCCCACAACGCCCUGAAAACACAGCAAGAUAACGCCGUAUCCCACAACGCUCUGAAAACACAGCAAGAUAACGCCGUAUCCCACAACGCCCUGAAAACACAGCAAGAUAACGCCGUAUCCCACAACGCUCUGAAAACACAGCAAGAUAACGCCGUAUCCCACAACGCUCUGAAAACACAGCAAGAUAACGCCGUAUUCCACAACGCUCAGAAAACACAGCAAGAUAACGCCGUAUCCCACAACGCUCUGAAAACACAGCAAGAUAACGCCGUAUCCCACAACGCCCUGAAAACACAACAAGAUAACGCCGUAUCCCACAACGCUCUGAAAACACAGCAAGAUAACGCCGUAUCCCACAACGCCCUGAAAACACAGCAAGAUAACGCCGUAUCCCACAACGCCCUGAAAACACAGCAAGAUAACCCCGUAUCCCACAACGCUCUGAAAACACAGCAAGAUAACGCCGUAUCCCACAACGCCCUGAAAACACAGCAAGAUAACGCCGUAUCCCACAACGCCCUGAAAACACAGCAAGAUAACGCCGUAUCCCACAACGCUCUGAAAACACAGCAAGAUAACGCCGUAUCCCACAACGCCCUGAAAACACAGCAAGAUAACGCCGUAUCCCACAACGCCCUGAAAACACAGCAAGAUAACGCCGUAUCCCACAACGCUCUGAAAACACAGCAAGAUAACGACGUAUCCCACAACGCCCUGAAAACACAGCAAGAUAACGCCGUAUCCCACAACGCUCUGAAAACACAGCAAGAUAACGCCGUAUCCCACAACGCUCUGAAAACACAGCAAGAUAACGCCGUAUUCCACAACGCUCAGAAAACACAGCAAGAUAACGCCGUAUCUCACAACGCUCUGAAAACACAGCAAGAUAACGCCGUAUCCCACAACGCUCUGAAAACACAGCAAGAUAACGCCGUAUCCCACAACGCCCUGAAAACACAGCAAGAUAACGCCGUAUCCCACAACGCUCUGAAAACACAGCAAGAUAACGCCGUAUCCCACAACGCUCUGAAAACACAGCAAGAUAACGCCGUAUCCCACAACGCCCUGAAAACACAGCAAGAUAACGCCGUAUCCCACAACGCCCUGAAAACACAGCAAGAUAACGCCGUAUCCCACAACGCCCUGAAAACACAGCAAGAUAACGCCGUAUCCCACAACGCCCUGAAAACACAGCAAGAUAACGCCGUAUCCCACAACGCUCUGAAAACACAGCAAGAUAACGCCGUAUCCCACAACGCUCUGAAAACACAGCAAGAUAACGCCGUAUCCCACAACGCUCUGAAAACACAGCAAGAUAACGCCGUAUCCCACAACGCUCUGAAAACACAGCUUGAAUUCUAUCCUCUGGGUUUCCAAAAAUUAGAACAACCUCCUUAUAGCACCGACUUUGCAUCGAUGGACUUUCGCGUUUUCCCCGAGGUGAAGGAAGAUCUAAGUGGUUUACAGUUUGAGACUACUUAG
Messenger RNA from Ostrea edulis (European flat oyster), 1803 nucleotides. RefSeq lists its product as uncharacterized. NCBI's taxonomy places the organism in Eukaryota, Metazoa, Mollusca, Bivalvia, Ostreida, Ostreidae. The record is from RefSeq and is a predicted model, not a curated record. Gene Ontology annotation, molecular function: nucleic acid binding. Gene Ontology annotation, biological process: virion attachment to host cell. The transcript has 2 exons. Bases 1 to 1803 code for a protein of 600 amino acids.